GGAAAGAAAGUGAAAGGAGGGGGCGAUUCGUGUCGGUGCAUUUAGUUGUUGUAUUUGUGAAAUUUCUUGUGCUUUUGUAGUAGUUUGUAAGUAUUGGUUCUGUAUGUGUAUAAAUAAAUGUAUGUAUUUGUUUUUCAUUUUCGCCGAUUAACAAAAUCAACGCGGAAGCUUUACUCAGAUGACAACAACCUUACUCAGUUUUUAAACAAACCCCUCAAAAUCCACUAUUCCCAUUUUCCUCACUCUCCCCUCCAAGCCUAAAAAAAAAUAAAAACAAGAGGGAAAAAGAAUUAAAGAAAGGCCCACUUUCCUCUUCCUCAGCCUCCUCUCCCCAUCAUCUUUCUGUGCUUUUGAUGGGCGGAGUUUCUUUAGCAAACUUCCAAAAUCAUUAGAGGAAGUUGUUUUAAUUUCUGGGUUUUGAUUCUGUUUGUAUAUAUAUACAUAUAUUUUGAAAGAGAGAGAGAAGAAUUGAAUUGGAAAUAUGGAGGGUGGCGGCGGAGGAGGAGGAGGAGCUGGGUGUUGCACGGCGGGGAAGCGCAAGGGGGAGAGGCUGUACAAAGGAAUAAGGAUGAGGAAGUGGGGGAAGUGGGUGGCGGAGAUCAGGGAGCCUAAUAAGCGUUCCAGGAUUUGGUUGGGCUCUUAUUCUACUCCGGUGGCCGCCGCCAGAGCCUAUGACACCGCCGUUUAUUAUCUUCGAGGCCCGACGGCGAGGCUCAACUUCCCGGAGCUUUUGGUCGGUGAAAGCGUUGGCGGCGGCGGCGCCGCCCACAGUGAUUUGUCUGCUGCUGCUAUAAGAAAGAAAGCGAUAGAGGUGGGCUCGAGGGUGGAUGCGCUUCAGAGCUCGAUUGGUAAUCAUGACCACCACCACCACCACGUGGUCCAUGACCACGGCGGCGUCCGCCACCACCACCAUGAACACGGGACGACGCCGACUCAAUUGAAGGCUUGUUGGUUCCAAGAAAAGCUCGACUUGAAUCUGAAGCCCGAGCCCGAAGACCCAGAUGGUGAUUACUGGUGAGCCCGGAUCAAAAAUAAGAAACAAAAUUGAAAGACAGAGAUGGAAAGAUGAAGAGAAAAGAAGAAGAAAUUAUUGACAAAGAGAAAGUAAUCAAAUUUCAGGUCGCUGUAUUCUUCUUGUAGGGUGUUAAUGGUAACAUUUCACUCUCUUUAGCCUAAUGGCUCUAGAAUAGAAUUCCAACUAUUUUGUUUCUCCUUUUUUCUUUUAAUUUUCCCGUUUUUAACUCCCUUGAUAUUAAAUGGAAUAUAAAGUUUUGAGAGUUUGUUAAAAAAUCAAUGUAAAUAUCCUUUCUAUCAUAUUAGAACCUCUGUUUUAUUUGCCAUUUCAUUCCCAGCUGAUAUCUGAAUUCCUAAUAUUGAUUGGCCCUGUUCUCAUACUAAGAUCGCCGUCUGCGGUGGACGGUGGACGGAGGCGGCGGCGUAGAAGUGUGGGGUACAGAGAGUAUUAAAAGUGACCCAAGUGGGAAGUUGGAGGGAGAAACGGAGGGGCCGGCGAAGGGAGGAGGGAACAGCAGUGGCCCUACUUUUUAGCUCGGAGUUUGGUGCAAGUGGCUGCGUUUUGCUAACUGCUUCAAAAGUGGAGAAGAUAAAAUUUGGUUUAAUAUUUUGACUUCUGAUUCGGUGGCAGGUUUCUGGGACUGGCCCCUGUCCUCUGCCUCUGGGUCUCAUCAUCUCCAUUCUCGUUGAUGACGAGGUUUCUUUCAGUUUAGCCAAACCAAAAAUCCCUCUAUUUAAAAAGCCCUUCAGACACCAAAAAAUUGGGAUUUGCGUUAAUUCUUUUGCUCCUCAGUAAUUCCCCAGAUUCUACAUUACCACCGUACAUUGUUCUGCACUUUUUUGUUUUUUUUAAACUCUUUCGGGUACAAUUAAGUACAGAGUUAUGCAUGUUCCUGUGAUGAAUUCACUUUCCGAUGAGCAUGCGCCAUCGUCGUAGUGGGGGCUUUUUCAGGCAAACAUUUUUGACAAGAAAAAACAUCUGACACAAACUAAAAC
Messenger RNA from Oldenlandia corymbosa var. corymbosa, 2010 nucleotides. The record is from the annotation of a GenBank genome assembly. NCBI's taxonomy places the organism in Eukaryota, Viridiplantae, Streptophyta, Magnoliopsida, Gentianales, Rubiaceae.